ACAUCAAUAGAAUUGGGUAUUUAAAAUAAGAAUUUUAAGAAUUCCGAUAUUAAUAUUAUAAUUAAAAGGUAAGGUUUGAUGCCUAGUGUUAUUCUAUAAAUUCGAGCACUUUUAGUGAAGAAUUUCACAUAAUCGUUUAGAAACAAGGAAUAUAUAUCAGAUUUAGCUUUGCCUUUAGUGACAGCAAUAAUAGUUUCUUUAAAAGAGUAAUUAGAGUUUUUAGGAUUUUUCGCUCCUUUAUUUUUAUCAAUAGCAGUAAGUACACCACCUAGAUCUUUACUAAUUAAUUUGGUUGAAGAGAAGAGUGAAAGAUUUAAAGAAUCAUAAAAGAUAAUGGGAAUGAAAUAAAGAUCUUAUUUAAUAGGAUGGAUUAUGUAUGGUUAUAUAAAAACAAUGAUAGUAAUAAAAUUAAUUAUAUUAAUUAGAGUACAAUAUUUUUAAUUUUCUUUUGGUGGUUAUUGACAUAAAUAAUAAAUGAUGGAGAUUAUGGAUUUAAGACAGAUUCAUAUAAAAUAUUCUUAACUUACUUUUUAUAUAGUAGUACAGUACUAAAUUUUUCAUUGGCUAUGUCUACAGUAUUUUCAAGUCCAAAAUUGGCUAAUGAAGUAUCAACAUUUGUGACAAUAUUAUCAAUUCUUCUAACAUUUUUAGUAUUUUUAGCUAGCAUAUAAAGGUAUUAAUAUUAUGUAAUGAAAAUAGUUCAUCUUUAUUUUAUUAUUGUAUGUCUAUAUUUCCAUAAUCAUCAAUAAGUUUUAUUUAUAUGGGUGCAUUAAGGAAAGGGUUUUUUAAUUCAAAAGUAAUAAGUGAAGCUUAUCCAUUAUCAGAUGCAGCAUUAUAAUUAGGAAUAGAAUCAUUUUUUUAUUUUAUUUUAUUUUUUUAUUUAGAUUAAGUAUUUCCAAAUGAAUAUGGAGUAGCAAAACAUCCAUUAUUUUUUUUAAAAGGAUUAUUUGGAGGAUAAAAGAAAAAUCAUAUAAAUGAUUCAUUAUUAGAUGAAGAUCAUCAACAUAAUUUAAAUGAAGAUUAAAGUAGUGCAAUAUAUCAUUAAAAAUUAAAUAUAUAAAAAAAAUGUACAGUUUAGAUUAGAAAUUUAACUAAGAAAUUUGGGGAAUUUAAAGCAGUUGAUAAUUUAUCAAUAAAAUUAUAUGAAUAAGAGAUUUUAUGUUUAUUAGGACAUAAUGGUGCUGGUAAGACUACGACAAUAAGUAUGUUAACAGGAAUGAUUUAAAAAAGUAAAGGAACAAUAGAAAUAAAUGGAAUAGAUUUAGAAGAGAAUAUAGAUGCAAUAAGAGAAAAUGUAGGUAUAUGUACAUAAAGAGAUGUUUUAUAUGUUUCUUUAAAGGUUAUAGAAAUGUUAAUUUUUAUGGGUAGAGUUAAAGGAUUAGAAGGAUUAGAUUUAUAAUAAGAAAUAAAUGAAAUUAUUGAAGUAACAGAAUUAGAAGAAGAUAGAAAUAAAUUAAUUAAAGAAUUAAGUGGAGGAAGCAAAAGAAAACUAUCAUUAGCAAUAGCGUUAAUUGGUGGAUCAUCAGUGAUAUUUUUAGAUGAACCUACAAGUGGAAUGGAUGCAUAAUCUAGAAGAGUUAUAUGGGAAAUUCUAUAAAAAGUCAGAUAAUAAAAUAGAACAAUGAUAUUAACAACACAUCAUUUAGAUGAAGCUGAAGUAUUAGCUGAUAGAAUUACUAUUAUGGCAGCUGGAAAAUUACUAGCUUGUGGAAAAUGUGAUUAUAUUAAAACUAAUUUUGGAGAAGGUUAUCAUUUAUCUAUCACUAGUCAAAAUUAAUAAAUAUUAUAACAAUGUUCAGAUUAAACUUUAACCAUUAUAUAAGAAGCUUAACUUGAUCCAUAAUCUUAAUCUGAUACUAGAAUAUUCUUAAUACCUUUUAAAUGCAAACCUAAACUUGAUUAAUUAAUUGAAACUAUUACUAAAUAAUACUAAAAUAAUAUUGUUAUUAAUUUAAAACUUAAUUCUUUAGAAGAUGCUUUUAUUAAUAUUGGAAUGGAUGAAGAAAAAUUCAUCAAAAAAGCUAAAGGUAGUAAAGCAAGUGUAAAUGAUAGUCAAAUUGCCAUGGAAUAAGAAGUUGAAUAAUAAAGAGAUAUUAAAAUACCUAAAUGUUUAAAUAAUCCACCUAUAUAUUCAUUCUAAUCAUAAUUCACUGCUAUAUUUUUGAGGAAAUUCUACACAACAUCAAGAACUUUUAGUAAUUAUAUUUCUAUUAUUAUUCCAUUCACUUUAAUAGUUAUUGGAACUUUAAUCAUUGAUGAAAUCAACCUUGAUUUUCUUAAAAAUAAUAAAAAUCUUGAAUAAUAUUUUAAAUUGGUGCUUAUUUCACUCUUCGUUAUUCUAGCAUUUUGUUUCAAUUCUUCUUUAUUUAUUACCUUACCAGUACUAGAAAGAGAAUUUAAUCUUAAAUAUGCAUUAACUGUUAUGGGAUGUAGAGUACUACCUUAUUGGAUAGGUACAUAUGCAUUUGACUUUUUGCUUUACUCCUUUUUUGUGAUAACAUUUGUAAUAUUUAGUUACAUAAUGAAUUUGGCUUUUGUAACAGAUCAUAUGGGAUAUGUUGUAUUAUCAUUUGUUACAUUUGGUUUUGCCUAUAUAUCAUUCUCAUACUUUGCUGGUAUUUUAAUGUAUAAGAAAACUUCAACAGCAAUGAAGACAUUCCCAUUUUUGAACUUUUUCAUUGUAUAUUGCAUGCCUUAGAAUUUUUGGGGAAUAUGCGCAUUAUUAUGGUAAAAGGGAAUAGGAAAUAAAGAUGUGAUAGAAUUUAUGAUAAAAGCAGUAGAAUGUAUAUUUUCAUUUUUAAGUCCAUUUUUUUCAUUUUAAAGAGCUUUUUAGAAUAUUAUAAAGAUAGAUAUAAAUCCUAAUAGUCAACAACCACCUCCUUUAACAAUAGAAUCGUUAUAUUAUUCAAUUGCAAUGUUUUAUUAAGGAGUAUUCUUCUUUUUCCUUACACUUUAUUUAGAAGAGAAAUAAUUUAAGAUAAUAGGGAAUAAUUUAGAGAAUGAUAAUGUUAAAAGAAGUGUUAGAGUAGAUCAAUAAGUAAUAGAUUAAGAAUAAUUAAUAUUAAAAUAAAAUGAUCCUGUAAAAAUGUAUAAGUUAUAGAAAGUAUAUGAAAAUGGAUGUGUAGCUCUUUAAAAUGUAAGUAUUUCAAUAUAGAAACAGAAAAUUCUAGGUCUUUUGGGUCCAAAUGGAUCAGGUAAAUCAACAACUUUUAAUAUUUUAACAUCAUUAAUAAAUAAAAGUGGUGGUUUUGUUAAAAUAAAGAAUAAAGAAGUUCAUAGAGGAAAACAUGAAAUAUUUUAAGACGUAGGUAUUUGUCCAUAAUUUGAUUGUAUUUGGGAGAAUCUAACACCAAAAGAACAUUUAUAUUUAUUUGGUAGAAUGAAAGGAUUAUCUGGAGAAGAUUUAACAGAGUCAGUUACAUACUUUUUAUAAACAAUGCAAUUAGAAGAAUAUAUUAAUAGAUAAAGUGGAAGAUUAUCAGGUGGAAAUAAAAGGAAAUUAUGUGUUAGUAAUGCUUUAAUAGGAGGACCCUGUAUUUAAUUUUUUGAUGAACCAAGUACAGGAGUAGAUCCAAUAGCAAGAAGAUUUUUAUGGAGAACUUUAAAAUUAGGUGUUUAACUUAGAUAAAGUAGUGUUAUGUUAACUACUCAUACUAUGGAUGAAGCUGAAAAUUUAUGUGAUAAAAUUGCAAUCUUAGUAGCAGGAUAAGUUUAUUGUUUGGGUAGUCCUUAAGAAUUAAGAAUUAAAUAUGGAGAUGGUUAUGAUAUAUAAUUAAGAGAGUAUAAAAAUAGAUAAGAAAUUAAUUAAUUCUUAAAAAGACAAUUCUAGGAUAUCACUGAAAUAGAACAUAAAGAUUAAGAUAAUUUAUAAUUUCAUGUAAUCUAAUUUUAUUUAUUCUUUUUUAGAUUCCAAGUUAAACAUUUGAUUUUCAUAAAGCCUAUUUCUCUUUGACAGAACUAGUCUAAAAGAAAUUGAUCAAUGAUUUCUCAAUCAAUUAAUCAUCUUUAGAAUCAGUAUUUCUUCAAUUUUCUAAAACGCAAAAAGAAUAAUUAAGUUGA
Paramecium sonneborni is the source of this 4059-nucleotide messenger RNA. The record is from the annotation of a GenBank genome assembly. NCBI's taxonomy places the organism in Eukaryota, Ciliophora, Oligohymenophorea, Peniculida, Parameciidae.